This is a messenger RNA of Trypanosoma cruzi, 726 nucleotides long. Its product is annotated as cationic amino acid transporter, putative. Gene Ontology annotation, biological process: transmembrane transport; amino acid transport. Gene Ontology annotation, cellular component: membrane. The transcript has a single exon. The annotation marks the transcript as partial. Lineage: Eukaryota; Euglenozoa; Kinetoplastea; Trypanosomatida; Trypanosomatidae. The record is from RefSeq and is a predicted model, not a curated record. Gene Ontology annotation, molecular function: amino acid transmembrane transporter activity.
CUUGCGCUGACGGGAAUGGUGAAAUACACCUCCUUGAACGUUGACGCACCUGUCAUUAUGGCCCUUCGCGAGGUGGGAGCACCGCCAUUUCUGCGAAUUCUUGUCGACAUUGGCACAAUAUCGGGUCUUAGCUCAGUUUGUUUUGCCUGCCACUUUGCGAUGCCUCGCCUUGUCAUGGCAUUAGCUAAAGACGGACUUUUGCCACCUGUAUUGUCCUGUGUGCAUCCUCGACUGAAAACCCCUGUGAAUGCUACAUUAUUUUGUGGUGUAGCCGGUGCUCUCAUUGGCGGACUAUUCCCGCUGGAAAUGCUUGGCGAGAUUAUUUCGCUUGGUACACUUGUGGCUUUCACUAUUGUGUGUGUCUCCAUGUGGAAAAUUCGAAUUGAUUUUCCGGACUUUCCGAGGCCGUUUGUUGCCCCAUUUUUUCCUUUUGUUCCUCUUCUUGGGGUUACGUUCAAUUCUUUACAAAUGUUUUUCUUGCCGCUGGUAGCGUGGCGCAACUAUAUCGUAGUUGUGGUAAUUUCCUUAUCCUGGUACCUCUUCUACGGGAUCCGACACAGCAAACUGCACACACUGGACCCCUCUUCUUGGCGCGGUUUUGUUUACACCGAGAGCGGCACUGCACCGCAUUCAUCUAAAGAGGAGGGGCGAAUGGAAGAGGCUUGCUCGCUUGAACUUCCCAUGGAGAUGGCGGGGCGAAGACGAACCUCCUUUGUGUCGGUAUAA